UGGCUUAUCUGUAGUUUGUGGGAGGCCAUGGGACCUUGAUUCCUAGGUUGGAUUUUUCUCUCACCACAGCGGGGGCAGAUUGGAUUUUUCUCCCUCUUUCUUGUUGCCAAGUUUCUUCAAGGCUGCGUUGUAGCAAUUUGAGAGUCUAAAGGAUCAGCUUCCAGUGGAACCCAAAGAUAAGGAAGAGCUUCUGACUGUGACUAGACUCCCAAUGGAUCCAUCAGACAUUAAUCCAACCCGGACUCAGGCUUGUCCUCAAAUGUUCGUUGAGGAAAAUUCCCAGGAAAUGCCAGCUGCCUCUCAACCCGUCUCCGAUGUGUUCAUACAGAACCUCAGUAACUUGACGCUCAACCCUAGUACACGGGUGACAUCCAUUCACCCAGAAUAUCCACCUCAACCAACUGAACAGAGACCCGCCUUUCAAUCUGUCUCCGAUGUAUUCAUAAAGAACUUCAGUCAUUUGACUCUCGACCUGAAUACAAAAUUGCCAUCCAUUCAACCAGAAUAUCCAUCGCAAGCAACUAGGGGGCGACUUGGGGAAGAUGUCAUCUACAGGAAGAAAGGGGUGAGGAUGAUGCUGAGUGCUCGCAGACCGAGAGUGGAAUGGCUGAUUCGAUACACGGUUCGGCGAACCUCUGACAAAAUCAAGAAUGGAAAGACUUAAAUACACCUGUACUUACUGCCUGUAUAAUAGAGAUCCUGCUGAGGGUAAUUAUGAGAAUAAUUAUAAUAGUACUUAUGACGAUGUUGAUGACAGUAAUUCUGACGCCGAGUAGGUUGAGGCAUCACCUUAUUCUUUACUGUUUUUUUUCUCACUAGUAAUUGUAGGAUGAUUAUAUAGCGGCUUGGAAAAGAUUGUGAACCAAUACUUUGAUAACCUAUAAGUUCUCUGAUACCUCUUUUCCUAUAUCUCUUUUUCUACCUACUAAAUACAGGUAACUUAUGAGGAAUCUAUAUAGUUUGCAUUUGAGGGACUUGACUGUACUUUAGUUCCACUUUGAUUUGACACAAAGAAGCACUAACUGGUCUCAGGUUUUGCCUGUUUUGGAAGCCUCAAGUCCAGACGUGAAACCUAGCAUCAAGAAUUUGAAACAGGAAUUCUCAUCAUGGCUCAGUGAUGAUGUACCCGAUUAGUAUCCAUGAGGUCCAGGGUUCGAUCUCUGGCCUUGCUCAGUGGGUUAAAGUUUUUGGCAUUGCCGUGAGCUUCUGUGUAGGCUGCAGAUGAGGCUCAGAUCUGGUGUUGCUGUGUCUGGGACAUAGGCCAGCAGCUGCAGCUCCAAUUCAAUCCCCUGCCUGGGAACUUCCAAGUGCCGGCCCUAAAAAGACCAAAAAAAAAAAAAAAGAAUGUGAAGCAAAUCAACUUGUGUGGGAAGAAUCUAAAGAAAAUGUUGGUAGUUUGGCUAGAAUAUCACUAGAGCAGCUAUUGAAUUGUUAGAAAAAUUUUUGAUGUGCUGUUUUAAUUUUCUGUAGCAAAUAAAUGUGCACAGAGGAUGAUCUGAUUAAAACUUGAGACAUUUGAGUACCUUUAAAUAAAAUUCUUGUUCUUAUUUUAAACUUAUUAUUGCUAGCUAUGUAAAUAAACAAUACUUACCCCA
Sus scrofa (pig) is the source of this 1595-nucleotide messenger RNA. RefSeq lists its product as uncharacterized. Gene Ontology annotation, cellular component: nucleus. Lineage: Eukaryota; Metazoa; Chordata; Mammalia; Artiodactyla; Suidae. The record is from RefSeq and is a predicted model, not a curated record. Gene Ontology annotation, biological process: epigenetic programing of female pronucleus.